CGUCGUACAGCAAACAUGGCGGCCUCCGGUGGAAAAACCGUGGGAUAUUUUCUUUGGAAAUUCGGAAAUUGCUGCUUCAAUUUGAACACAGUCUCGUCAAAUUUAACUGGCCAGGUGCUGUCCAGACAGCUAUGUGUGAGUGCUGUUCUCCACAGGAAGAACCUGGCUGCAGCGGGUUCAGAGAAGUUCUCAGAGGAGUUCAUCAAGAAGCAGGUGGAGGAGUUCAACAUCAGGAAGAGACAUCUAGCCAACAUGAUGGGAGAGGACCCUGAGACCUUCACUCAGGGGGACAUUAAUAGAAGCAUUGCAUACCUGUUCCCCUCCAGCCUGUUUGACAAUAAAGCCAAACCACUGAUGAAGCAUCCGGAUGAGGACACCUUCACUAAAGCCCUGGCAGUAGAGAAGCACCAGGACCGUCUGAGAGGAAAGGAUCUCUUCACCCAGGCCGCCAAGCAGAUAUCCAGGAUCAGUUUCCUAACCUUUGCCAUUAGUCAGGGAAAUGAUCGACUGACCCAAGAUCAGCGUCUAGGGGCUACUCCUAUUCUUCCAUGUUGUGUCUCUCGUCAGCAUGCACGGUUCAUCCAGCUGAUGGAGAGGUUGCUGUCUCUGCCCUACUGCUCUGUGGAGGAGGACUUUGUCCAGCGCUACCGCAGACAGCUAGAGAUCCAGUCCUCCAAGCAGCAGGUCCAGCCCCUACAGUACGACCAGCACGGAGUGGCUUACAGCACCGGAGAUGCCAGAAGGAAGACCGCUACGGGUACUGUCCUACUGAGAGACAGCGGUUCAGGAUCCAUCAGCAUCAAUGGGACAAACUAUGUCCACUACUUCCCUGUCCUGCAAGACCGAGAGCAGUUGAUGUUCCCCCUCCACCUCAUGUAGGUGCUGGGGAGGUUUGACAUGCAGUGCAUUGUGAGUGGCGGGGGCCAUUCCAGCCAGGUGGGGGCGCUACGCCUUUCCAUCUCCCGCGCCAUGCUGAGCUUUCUGACUGAGGUACAGGUGGAGACCAUGAGACAAGCUGGGCUGCUGACCCCUGACCCCAGAAUUAAGGAGAGGAAGAAGCCGGGCCAGGAGGGAGCGAGGAGGAAGUUCACCUGGAAGAAACGCUGAGGUGGAGGGGACAGAAUAGAACUGGACACAGGGAAAUCACAGCAACAUCUUCAUCAUUAUCUUCCUCUGAGAUCAGAACUGUUAUUAGUAAGUGGACAAAUUGUUCAUCCAACCCCUGUUGUAGCUUUUUAUAUGUCCCCUAAAGGUUAUUUAGAUCUGGAAAUAGCCACCAAGUACAUGACUCAAAUACAUGUACAAAUUCAAAGGGGUUCUGUCCAUGUGAGGGCAGAAUGCCCAACUCCAUAUAGGCUGUAAUGUUUUUUUUCUGCCACCAGAGGGCCAUCUCUGGCAAUACACCUAUCCAUUGUCUUUGUCUGUAUAUUGAAAAUAAAAUUUUGUUUUUCAUAUA
Molecule: messenger RNA, 1456 nt
Organism: Oncorhynchus mykiss (rainbow trout)
Lineage: Eukaryota; Metazoa; Chordata; Actinopteri; Salmoniformes; Salmonidae
Source: RefSeq, a predicted model, not a curated record